This is a messenger RNA of Acipenser ruthenus (sterlet), 2100 nucleotides long. Its product is annotated as homeobox protein Hox-A2-like. Gene Ontology annotation, biological process: regulation of DNA-templated transcription. Lineage: Eukaryota; Metazoa; Chordata; Actinopteri; Acipenseriformes; Acipenseridae. Gene Ontology annotation, molecular function: DNA-binding transcription factor activity, RNA polymerase II-specific; DNA binding. The record is from RefSeq and is a predicted model, not a curated record. The transcript has 2 exons. Bases 997 to 2028 code for a protein of 343 amino acids.
ACAAAACGCCAUCUUGAAAUGGGAAACACAUUUUAAAAACUGUGUAAAAUAAAGGACUACAAUUUAAGAUUUUUAAAUUCCCAAUUUCUAAAAAAAAAAAAAAAAAAAAUGAAAAAUGGUAGAUAUUUAAUGAUGAAACACGGGAAAUUUGGUCGACAUUUAAGCAAAAAUGUCUUCCUCUGGUACUGCUCCAGUGCCCCCCACGCAACCACGCAAAGCAGUUGCCUUACCAAAAGCUAAAACUCCCACACAUCUUUCAACAAUACAAUUUCACAGACAAAAGAAUGCAUUAAAUCUUAAACGUGAGAAAAUCAAACAAUAACGAGAUAUUUGCCAUGUUUAAUGACUAUCAACUCUUAACAAGGACUAUAUAGAUAGAUAGAUAGAUAGAUAGAUAGAUAGAUAGAUAGAUAGAUAGAUAGAUAGAUGCUGAUAUACCGUUGUUGGUGUAGAAUACUCAAAUUCAGUUGUUUACCGUAUCGAAAGACACUGAAUAAAUCUGUUCGAGGCCCAGCGCCAACCCAAAUCCAGCGUUUAGCUGAACCCACAGCUUCAGUGCAUUCUUUUUGUAGACUGACCGGUGACAACGCAUAAGAUUAAUUUAUUGUGUAUUUCUUCCUUUACCAUGCAAAUAAACAUUUGUGAUUGAUUGAAGAUCACGUUCCAUUGAGACCACGUAUUUUUAACACCUUCUUCGACCUUUGCUUACAAUUAACAAGCUUCAGACUGUAAAUAAAAAUAAAGAAUAACAAUUUGAUUUGUCGAAUUCUUUCAGAAAGCUAGGGUUUGUAUUCUCACCCAUGUCAUUGGUCCACUGGAUCAUGUGACAGUAAAUUCAUCCUCAGCUCAACCUUGUCCCUGUGAAUUCAAUAGACACAUACUUUAAUAAGUGCUAUAGCUGCUAAACCGUUUUAUAAUAUAUUUUUAUAUACAAUUUGAAAUAUACUUCCUAUAAUAUUUUGUAAGAAAAUUCCUAAAACGCCCGAGUAAGCAAAGAUGAACAGCGGGUUUGAUAGAGAGGUUGGAUUUAUCAACAGCGAGCCGUCCUUAGCGGAGUGCCUUACAUCCUUUCCUCCUCUUGGUGAGACAUUUCAAAGUUCAUCAAUCAAAAACUCGUCGCUUUCAGAUUCGACACUGAUUCCUCCUCCCUUUGAACACGGCAUUCUGAACUCUGGAAACACAUUUCAAAAGGAGAGAACGCAAACUUCGCAAGAUAUUGACAGAGCAGUCUUAGGGAGCAAACCUUUGGAAUACCCAUGGAUGAAAGAGAAGAAAACACAUAAAAAGAAAAGGCAUGCUCCGCCAGCCACAUUUUCCUCUGGAUCUUCCAAUGAAGAUAACGAAGAAUUUCAGGAAAACUGCACUGGUGACCUAUUUGACAACUCGAGAAGACUACGCACAACCUAUACCAAUACCCAGCUUUUGGAAUUAGAAAAAGAAUUCCAUUAUAACAGGUACCUCUGCAGACCAAGGAGAGUAGAAAUCGCAGCUCUUUUAGAUUUGACUGAAAGACAAGUCAAAGUGUGGUUCCAAAACAGGCGUAUGAAACUUAAAAGGCAAUCUCGGUUUAAAGCAGGGAAGACACCGCUAUGUAAAGGGAUUAGAGAAAGCAAGUGUGUUAAUAACGCCUUUAUUACUGGAGGCUCGCAAACAAUGAUGGACCUGGACGCUUUAAAGACUCUAGAGUCUGAAAAUACUGAAACAGAUGCAUCAAACCCUUACCAUGAAAAUAUACUGAAAGAACCUGCUCCCAUUCAGGGAAACGCAAACCAUGACGACUUCCAUAAUUCCAAUGAAACUGACUGUUCGCUGACUAAUCCAAGGACUUUCUCAUCUGCCACCGAUGGUUCAGAAAGUUUUAAUAUGACAACAUUAGAGGAUUUAGAUACUAUUUCAAUCGAUCCUUUUACAAUAGAUUUACCUAAGCUGUCAAUACUUGACAAUGACACAACGGACAUUCCUUCUGACACCUUUAACUUUUUGGUUGAAAAUAUUUGCACAACAGAUUUUCAACAGUUGCCAUUUUAAUGUUUAUUAUACAAUGUAUGUCAAUGUGCUCCAAAAUAAAUAUGACAAGAUGCAUCACCCGUUUUUUGUUCU